Messenger RNA from Gadus morhua (Atlantic cod), 2944 nucleotides. RefSeq names its product Rab geranylgeranyltransferase subunit beta (gene rabggtb). The transcript is spliced from 9 exons. Gene Ontology annotation, biological process: protein geranylgeranylation. Gene Ontology annotation, molecular function: Rab geranylgeranyltransferase activity. Gene Ontology annotation, cellular component: Rab-protein geranylgeranyltransferase complex. The record is from RefSeq and is a predicted model, not a curated record. Lineage: Eukaryota; Metazoa; Chordata; Actinopteri; Gadiformes; Gadidae. Bases 82 to 1077 code for a protein of 331 amino acids.
AAAAAACACCCGCUGACAGCCAGCUGAUCUGGUGGCGUGACGUCGUAAAGGUGCGACGCAUGAUCAUGCGAUAAAUCCAGAAUGGGUACCCAAAUAAAAGAUGUGGUCAUCAAGGAUGAUGCCCCCAAUGCGCUCAUAUUGGACAAGCAUGCCGACUAUAUAGCAGCAUAUGGUUCUAAAAAAGAUGACUACGAGUACACGGUAUCAGAAUACCUGAGGAUGAGUGGCAUCUACUGGGGUCUGACCGUUAUGGACCUCAUGAGCCAGCUACCGAGGAUGAACUGCGAGGAGAUCACAGAGUUCAUCAAGUCCUGCCAGCACGAGUGUGGAGGCAUCAGUGCGAGCAUCGGACACGACCCGCAUCUACUGUACACCCUCAGUGCGGUGCAGAUCCUGUCGCUGUAUGACAACGUUCAGGCUCUUGAUGUGGAUAAGGUGGUGGAGUACAUCAAGGCCUUGCAGCAGGAGGACGGCUCGUUCGCUGGGGACAAAUGGGGAGAAAUCGACACGCGGUUUUCCUUCUGCGCUGUCGCCACACUCGCCCUACUGGGGAAGUUGGACGCCAUCGACGUCGACAAGGCGGUGGAGUUCGUCUUGUCCUGCAUGAACUUUGACGGUGGGUUCGGCUGCCGACCCGGCUCCGAGUCUCAUGCCGGCCAGAUCUACUGCUGCACGGGCUUCCUGUCGCUGACGGGUCAGCUGCACCGGCUCAACGCCGACCUCCUGGGCUGGUGGCUCUGUGAGAGGCAGCUGCCGUCGGGGGGGCUCAACGGCCGGCCAGAGAAGCUUCCAGACGUGUGCUACUCGUGGUGGGUGCUGGCCUCUCUGAAGAUCAUCGGCAGGAUCCACUGGAUCGACAAGGCCAAGCUGCGGGCCUUCAUCCUGGCCUGCCAGGACGAGGAGACCGGGGGCUUCGCCGACCGUCCAGGAGACAUGGUGGACCCCUUCCACACGCUGUUCGGUGUGGCGGGCCUCUCCCUGCUGGGGGAGGAGCAGGUGAAGCCCGUCAACCCCGUGCUCUGCAUGCCCCAGGACGUCCUGCGCAGGAUAGGCCUGGAGCCCGAGCUGCUAAGCUGAGAGCGCCGCUGCCUCCCCCCCUCCCCCCCAGACCCCCUUCUUAAUACCCACCACCACCCCCCCCACCUGAGACCCCCCCCCACCUGAGACCCACCCCCACCUGAGACCCCCCCCACCUGAGACCCCCCCCACCUGAGACCCACCCCCACCUGAGACCCCCCCCCACCUGAGACCCCCCCCCACCUCUCACACCAGCCUCUCACUCGCACCCUCCCGAUCACCCCAGAGAGAGAGAGUGAGAGUGAGAGUGAGAUUGACGGAGAGAAAGUGAGAGAUUGAGUGAGUGAGUGACAGAGAGGGUGAGAGAGUGAGAGAUUGAGUGAGUGAGUGACAGAGAGGGCGAGAGAGUGAGAGAGAGAGUGAGAGAUUGAGUGAGUGAGUGACAGAGAGAGUGAGAGAGAGAGUGAGAGAUUGAGUGACAGAGAGGGCGAGAGAGUGAGAGAGAGAGAGUGAGAGAUUGAGUGAGUGAGUGACAGAGAGGGCGAGAGUGAGAGAGUGAGUGAGUGUGUGUGAGUGAGUGUGUGUGUGGGAGAGAGAGAGGGAGUGAGUGUGAGAGUGAGAUUGACGGAGAGAAAGUGAGAGAUGAGUGAGUGAGAGAGAGAGAGAGAGAGAGAGAGAGGUUAUGGUGGCUUGGGGUGAGUGGGUGGAAGGAGUCUUGUUUUAGCUAGCUUGCUCUGCAGACAACCCAAGGACCAACUGCUGGGAGGCGGACAGGCCAGAACGACGGCAGUGAAUUCCUCCCCGGGUGUACUUCGUGUUUAGGGUCUAAUCUUCAAAUGAUUGGGAAAGAAGAUGUGUAAAAGUGGGGACGGUUAAUGCAAAACAUUUACGAAUACACCCACCAUUCCACCUACCGUUGACUCGCUCUUCAACAGCGGCUGAACUGAAGAUGUAGCUCCUACGGCUAGCGAGCGGUUCCGUGUCGGGUAGAGCGCGCCGCAGCGCUACUACAUACGUGUUCGGUACUGUGUCUGAGAGCUAGCCGCCGCCGCCGCUGUGUCACCACCAGCUCACCGUAGUCGCCGAGAACCGAACACCUUGUACUCCUAUGCGUGCUCAAGGUUCAAGGUCAUGUGUUGCACUGACCUUUAAUCAGCAAUAUGAUUGUUAUGCUUCUAACAAACCAACUUUCAACAAAACCCUGUGUAGCCGAUUUGGUCUCUUCUAAGCGGGGGCGUCGCCGAAUACGACCGCAGAGGAUCUGCAAAUGAGAACUUAAUGUCUGGAAAAUGGCUGUGGGAGGGGUAUCAUUGGGUCGUAUUGAUAUGCGGGGGCCUCAUCUAUAUACUGCUACACCUUACAGCUGGAAAGGUGUUUUACUAAGUGGAGUUUGGCUCAUUUCAUGACUGGAAACACGGACACACACACACACACACACACACACACACACACACACACACACACACACACACACACCAUAUUAAUGCAGAGAACAUACAGUAGCAGUGAUAGCAGCUUUUUAGCUCCAGGGGAUUUCAUAAUUUAUGCACAGUCACAGCUACACUAAUUUAUUUUUGAUGUUCGUGUCAUUAUCCCAUUGUCAACUGUCUGUACAUCGCAAGACGGCAAACCUUUGCGUGUCAGUUCUCCCAGGGUCACAUCUGUCAAUAUCUCCACUUUCGCCAUGCCUCACUUUGAUAUUGAGAGUGGUCCAUUGUAAAGAAACAUAGAUUUCUUGUCUUUUUUUUUUCUGUUUACCGCAUUGAGCGCACUCAGCGUCUUAUUUGUCCACCUGUCUUCCUUAACGUCAAUUUGGUCCGUGUGGUAGAUCAAUUCAAAAUUCAAUUCAAAUUCAAGAUUCCGUGUGGCUGUUAGCUCAUGUCUGUUUUCUUAUAACCGGAUGGAAUAAAUAAAUGUGUAAAUUGCC